Molecule: messenger RNA, 1068 nt
Organism: Musca domestica (house fly)
Lineage: Eukaryota; Metazoa; Arthropoda; Insecta; Diptera; Muscidae
Gene: Nubpl
Product: iron-sulfur protein NUBPL
Exons: 2
Coding region: 145-1026 (293 amino acids)
Biological process (GO): mitochondrial respiratory chain complex I assembly; iron-sulfur cluster assembly
Cellular component (GO): mitochondrion
Molecular function (GO): 4 iron, 4 sulfur cluster binding; ATP binding; ATP-dependent FeS chaperone activity
Source: RefSeq, a predicted model, not a curated record
UUGCAACAAAUAAAGCACUAGAUUUUUAAGAUUUAUUUAUUUUUUACGUAAACAAAACAUUAUUUUGUUAUUUUUAUUACUAAUUACCGCAACUUGGAAUGAAUUAAGUUACAAAGAUUAUUUUUUUAGUAUAAAAAAAUUAAAAUGUUAAAAGCCGCUCUGUUAAAUAGUGCAAAGCGUAUGCUUUCUACCAAAAUAACACCGCAUCAAGAAGCGCUCAUGGCGAGGGGCUUACCAAAAAAACAACCCCUGCCGGGUGUUGCAAAUAUUGUAGUUGUUGCAUCUGGUAAAGGUGGGGUAGGUAAAUCCACAGUUGCCGUCAAUUUAGCAGUUUCACUGGCUAACAUUGGCAAGCGUGUCGGUUUGCUAGAUGGCGAUAUUUUUGGUCCAUCUAUACCACUGAUGAUGAAUGUACACGAAGAGCCUUUGGUAGAUGAUAAAAAUCUAAUAAUACCUCCCGUUAAUUAUGGUGUUAAAUGUCUGUCGAUGGGUAUGCUAACCCAGCAUGGUGAUGCUGUAAUAUGGAGAGGGCCUCUGGUAAUGUCUGCAUUACAGCGGCUAUUAAAAGGAGCCCUGUGGGGUCCCUUGGAUGUAUUAAUAGUGGAUACGCCACCCGGCACAGGAGAUGUCCACUUAUCAUUGGCACAAAAUGUACCAAUUUCAGGAGUACUUUUAGUAAGUACUCCCCAGACGGCGGCACUUGAAGUUACUCAAAGAGGUGCGCAAAUGUACAAAACAUUGGGCAUUCCAAUUUUUGGUCUAGCCGAAAACAUGGGACAUGCAAUUUGUGGUAAUUGUCAACAUAAACUUGAAAUAUUUAAAAAUACCACACAGAAAUUUACCAAAGACAUGAACAUUGAAUUGCUAGCUACUAUACCACUGGAUGGUAACAUAACAGAUUGUUGUGAUAACGGCAUUCCAAUGGUUCUUAAAUACAAGGAUAGCGAAUAUGCCAAAAGUUUUAAAUCGUUGGCUUUGAAUAUCCUCAACAAUUUUGAAGGCUCCAAACAACAAGAAAAAACGUAGAAAUAUUUUCUGAAUAAAGCAAAAAUUAUUUAUUUUUCUUAA